AGUCGAGCGUCGUCUGAUCUGAUCCCCCCGUGCGCGCGCUCGCACAAGAGCGAUCGAUCAUCGAGCAGAAGAGCAGAAAGCCAGAAACGCAGGCGGCCCACUGACCACCCGACCCGAGCGGGGAAGCAAGCUCCGGACCACGCGGAUGGGCUCGGGCGACCCGGCGGCCAACGCCCUCCUCCCGCCCCUCCUCCUCCGCCACCACCCCGGCGCGCUCUCCCUCUCCCGCUCCCGCCGCGUCGCCAUGGCGCGCGACGCCACCGCGGCCGCCGUGCCCGCGCUCCGCCCCGCCUGGCUCCUCGACCUCCUGCCGCUCCUCGUCGUCCUCCUCAUCGCCGCCCACGUCCUCGCCCUCGGAUACUGGAUCUACAGGCUCGCCACGGACGGGUCCAGGCAGCCCGCGCGGAGCAAGAAGCACUAAGGGCGCGGCGCCCGCGGCAGGAUGUAAAGCCUCUCGAACAUCGAUGCUCUACGUGGAGGUUAAUUAUCCGAAGCUGAGGAAUUCCUGAUUAUGCGAGUUGCUGCCUGCUGACUGCUAGGCUUAGGCAGCUGCUUCGCAAAUGCUAAUUGUCGUUGCAUGCUGGGUGCUAACCUUGAUCUGCUGCUCACUUUGGUGGUCUCUAUACAUAACUAGUUAUACAGUCAUCCAAAAAGCAAAGUUUUACCAAUUUUGCCUCAAUUUAGAGCAUCUCCAAGAGUUUGGCAAAUUCAACUUGGUAAAUCUUGUGAUUUGCCAACUCCCAAAACUAUAUGCCAAGUAAAAACAAAGCACAUCUCCAAUAGUUUGCUAUUUUAGAUUUGGCAAAAUGAGAAAAGAAGGCCCAAAAGAAAUAAAGAUCAGCCAUGUAAAAUGUUCUCUUCAGAACAAAAAAGAAACAAAAUUCUUUUCUGCCAUGAAGGAAGACGGAUUCUGUGGAUACAAAAUUCUACAGAACCCCUGAAAUUAGCUGAGCAGCCUUUGGUUUUCAGUUCUCAAAGCUGGUAGUAUUCUGGGCUGUGCCUUUGGACUACGAGGAUGUAUGCUUUAUUAAGCGCUUCUUGCAGAGCAACCUGUAUACGAAUGCUGAGUAAUCUAUUUCUUGUUCUUGUCAGAAUCUAUGUACUUGUUGACUUCCAAAAGAUACAACACAGAUAAAAUGUUUGAAUAGCUAGUGGUGUUUUUUUUUUUGGCAUUGGACAGUGUAUACAGAUCACAAUUUUUUAUAUUAGCUGUACAUAAUUCCUAUGUUCUCAUUUGUUUAAAUGGAUGGUUGUACAUCACUA
Messenger RNA from Panicum virgatum (switchgrass), 1263 nucleotides. RefSeq lists its product as uncharacterized. The record is from RefSeq and is a predicted model, not a curated record. The transcript is spliced from 2 exons. The coding region runs from base 146 to 421 and encodes 91 amino acids. Lineage: Eukaryota; Viridiplantae; Streptophyta; Magnoliopsida; Poales; Poaceae.